GCUGCCGCCGACGAACGCUGCCACCAACGAACGGACUCUGCUGCCGCCAAUUCUCUUCCACGCCAAAAAGUUUUUCUGCGCGCCAUGUUUUUUCCUCGCCGGCACCAAUUCCUUUCCUCCGCAGCUCAAUUUUUUUGCCAUCUCCUGAUCAAAACGACGCGCCCUAUGCCUAGGCUUCCAAUUUCUGUCUUCCGCCUAUUUUUUCUCUUCCACCCGCGCCAAAUUCUUCUCCUCUCCGUUUGAUUUUUUUGGCAUCGCGAGAUGAAAACGGCGCGCCCUAAUGCCCGGGCUUCCCUUCAAAACUUGAGCAAUGCAUCUAUAAAUACUCCACCAUGGAUUAGAAGUAGUCUGCAACUUUUCCCCUGCCUUCUUCUAGCCUCGACCAAUUUCAGUAGCAAUGAUGCCCCAUGGGUUAGACCUCAAUGCCGAGCCUCCUAUAGACUGGGAUGAAAUUAGCGAGUGGGAAGGGCCUGCAUAUGAACUCGAUUAUGACUUGGUGUGGACUGAUGAAGGUGCCUCGCAAGAAGAGCAGUCUGGUGGUAAUGGAGAAGGUGGUGGACGUGCAAGAGCUGCUGGACAACGGAGAGCCAACGUAGCUGCUGGUGAUGGGUCUGCUGGACAACAACGAUCUGACGAAGCUGCCGGGGCUGUUGGACAUGCAAGAGCUGAUGGAGGACCUACUGGACAUGAUGGAGCUACUGACGAUGGAAUAGCUGCAACAGGUUUUGUCCCUGCUGCUGAUGGAGAAGGCACUGGACAAGGACGAUCUGACGGAGCUACUGCUAGUGGAACAGCUGCAGUGGGUAAGUACCUACUGGAUGUUCAUGUUUUUAGCUUCAAAAUGUUUCCUCUUUAUGCAUGAAUGUCUUGCCGACUUAUUAAUCAUGUUCAUGCUUUCAUGGUUUUUAUUUCUUGCAAGUUCCAAUGGUAGAAGGAGGAGGUACUACUCCGAUGAAUUAAAAAUUGCCAUUUAUCUAGAAUUGUUGGCGAAGACAGAUCCUCCUGUCUUGCAUCAUGGAGUGUCUAGGCAAGUUGCAGAGAAGUUUGGUGUGCCUCGCUUGGUUGUGCAGAGAAUAUGGCGCUCUGGACAGGACUAUGGUGGGAUAACAGAUGUUAAAAACAAGCUUGUUAGAAAUUGUGGUCGCAAAAGAAUAGAACUAGAUAUGGAAGCGAUCAAAGCCGUGCGGGCGAGGCAGCGGCGGCGGCAGCGACGCGGCGGUGGCGGGAAGGCAGCGGCAGCGACACAGCGGCGGCGGGGACGACGGCAGCGGCAGCGACAGCCGCGAGUCGCCGGUGCACUCCUGAAUGGGUCUGGAGAGAUGUGGGCAACUGAUUUUAAACAUCACGGAGCCAAAGCGGAGGGAUGACACCGUUGUCUCUUCAUUCGGGGCGCCGGAGUUAUUGCGAAGACGAAGCGGAGCAGACGGCGUCGUGGAAACUCGAGGUGGAGCCUAAAUAUAUCGAUCAUAUAUGAAUUUUUCAUUUUUGGUAAUAUAUCUAUCAUAAGUGAAUGGAG
Molecule: messenger RNA, 1516 nt
Organism: Panicum virgatum (switchgrass)
Lineage: Eukaryota; Viridiplantae; Streptophyta; Magnoliopsida; Poales; Poaceae
Product: glycine-rich protein 1-like
Exons: 3
Coding region: 398-862 (154 amino acids)
Source: RefSeq, a predicted model, not a curated record